Messenger RNA from Loxodonta africana (African savanna elephant), 1641 nucleotides. RefSeq names its product olfactory receptor 51F2-like. Lineage: Eukaryota; Metazoa; Chordata; Mammalia; Proboscidea; Elephantidae. Gene Ontology annotation, molecular function: olfactory receptor activity; G protein-coupled receptor activity. The coding region runs from base 63 to 1055 and encodes 330 amino acids. Gene Ontology annotation, biological process: G protein-coupled receptor signaling pathway. The transcript has a single exon. Gene Ontology annotation, cellular component: plasma membrane. The record is from RefSeq and is a predicted model, not a curated record.
UAUAUGUUUGCUUUGUGAAAGAAUUAAUUUCAGGUUGAAUAUAUAAUAAAUAAAAACAAUUUAUGAUUUCAGGACUGACUCAAGGCUUAAAAUUCGUGUUCAAUAUGUCAACUUUCCAGAAUACCACUUCCUCUUCCAUCAUUUUCCUGCUAACUGGUGUUCCUGGGCUGGAAGCUUUCCACACCUGGAUCUCCAUUCCCUUCUGCUUUCUCUAUGUAACUGCCCUCUCAGGAAACAGCCUGAUUCUCUUUGCCAUUACCAUUCAGCCCAGCCUCCAUGAGCCCAUGUACUAUUUCCUCUCCAUGCUCUCCACCACUGAUCUUGGCCUGUCCAUAUCCACUCUGGUCACCAUGUUGGGAAUAUUCUGGUUCAAUGUCAGGGAGAUCAGCUUUAAUGCCUGCUUGUCACAGAUGUUCUUCAUUCAACUCUUCACUGUCAUGGAAUCCUCAGUGCUAUUGGCCAUGGCCUUUGAUCGUUUUGUGGCCAUUUCUAAUCCUCUUAGGUAUGCCACUAUUUUAACUGACCUGAAAAUAGCCCAGAUUGGAGUAGCAAUCAUCACCAGGGGAACACUAAUCCUGACUCCUAUGGUGGUACUUCUUAAAAGAUUGUCUUACUGCCGUAGCCACGUGCUCCACCACUCCUACUGCUUUCACCCUGAUGUGAUGAAGCUCUCCUGCACGGAUACCAGCACCAACAGUGCAGUUGGUUUCGUUGCCCUGAUAACCACUGCUGUGGUGGACUCCAUUUUCAUUGUUCUUUCGUAUGUUUUGAUCAUUAAGACUGUUCUCAGCAUCGCAUCCCCAGAAGAGAGGAAGAAAGCCUUCAACACAUGUAUCUCCCAUAUUGGAGCUGUUUCUGUAUUCUAUAUUCCAUUGAUCAGUUUGUCCUUUGUCCACAGAUUUGGGAAACAAGCCCCACUCUAUGUUCAUACUCUAAUUGCCAAUGCCUACCUGUUAAUCCCCCCUGUGAUGAACCCCAUCAUCUACAGUGUGAAGACCAAACAGAUACGUAGGGCUGUGAUAAAAGUUCUGCUUUCCAGGGUGCCAAUGAACUAGAUGGGAGUUUCAAAUUUUCAAGUCCUAGUCAUGUUAAAGAUAAGGAAAAUGACACUCCAAGAGGCUAAAAUGUUUAGAAUCAUACUGGAGCUGAAAGUUACCAAAAAGAUCAUUUAAUUUCAAGUAAGAAGACUGUAGGCUAAGAGAGAUAACUAUGAGCUAGAGGUCCUUUAGAGUAUCACCAUUUUCCUUUAAAAACCACAAUGAUAAUAAGAACAUUCAUUUAAGGUGAAAGAUUUUCAAUAACCUUGAAAACCAAUGAUCCAGCUUAUACAUAACUCAAAUGUGGCUUUGGUUUGUUUAAAAUACAUGGAAGAAUGUAAAGUUUGUGCUUGUUGUUUUACAUUUUUCCUGUACAGAGAGAAACACCAUCAUAUCUGCUCACAAAUGAGAAUAAAAAGUAUAUUACCAAUUGUAAAUAACUCUUACCACCUAAAUCUGUCACAGACAACUGUCAUUGCCCGUGGUUAGUGAACUGUUCCAAAAUAUUCUCCCCGUCCUUCCUUGCCUCUGGUCUCCCUGGCCUAUCAUAUGACAGCUAGUUUCGGUAACAAUAAAUGUUUUAUUCCUUUGUCAGUAAUCUAAU